This is a messenger RNA of Pararge aegeria (speckled wood butterfly), 1010 nucleotides long. RefSeq names its product m-AAA protease-interacting protein 1, mitochondrial. Bases 210 to 932 code for a protein of 240 amino acids. The transcript is spliced from 5 exons. Gene Ontology annotation, cellular component: mitochondrial inner membrane. The record is from RefSeq and is a predicted model, not a curated record. NCBI's taxonomy places the organism in Eukaryota, Metazoa, Arthropoda, Insecta, Lepidoptera, Nymphalidae. Gene Ontology annotation, molecular function: ribosome binding. Gene Ontology annotation, biological process: inner mitochondrial membrane organization; protein insertion into mitochondrial inner membrane from matrix.
AACCCGGAACCCUACUUAAAUUCACAGCACUCACUGUUGCGCCAGGUACCUAGGUCGUCAAAAGUUGGCUGAGUGCGAGUAUAAUAAUUCCCCUUUUCAUAAGAAAAUGGCAACAAGCCUAGAGGCAAGAAGUUUUGCAUUUCGUGUUUUACCGUCUAUUUGUGCUAAGUCACGCGCUAUUUGUAAAUAACUUUCAUAAAUAGUCAAAUAUGAAUUUAGUCGUUAGGACUGUCCUAACAAGCCGGACGUUUAGGUUAUGUGAAAGGACUCCAUACAAAUAUUUACAAACAGUUCCAAUAAACUCAUCAUGCCCCAAUAUACAACGUCGGAGUUAUUGCGAAGACAGGACAGAGACUCGAAGACUUCCUCAGUUAAUGGAAUUUCCUCCAAUAGUGUGGCCUUCGGUUAUAAAGUUCAUUAAAAACUGGAUGUUUGCGAACUUUAUUAUUAGGCCCUACUUCGAUUCUGAAUUCACUCUAAAUGAAUUUAUUGAGGCUUCAAAGUUCGCUGUUCAGGUUGUUUCAGAUUGUCUUGAAAGAAGUGAUUUCAAAGCACUGGAAGGCCUGGUAGAGAAAGACGCCAUCUCAACUCUAAAGACAGCUGUCUCUAAACUGUCGGUUUCACAACGACAGAUGCUAUCUAUCAAUAAAGAGGAUAUAUUCUAUGCUUUUCCUUAUCAGGUGGGAGUUAUGUUUGAUGAAUCUGACAAGCGAUGGGUUGAGAUAACUAUGUGUUAUCAUGUGCUGAGAGGACUCAAGCGGAUGCAAGAGACUGGGGACAUACCACCAAUUUCAUUAGGAGUGCAGCCAGAGUACCAAGACAAAAUAUUUAUACUCAACUAUAGAUUUAUAAGAGAAUUCACCAAAGGUGUUGAGGACAGUUGGCAGGUUAACAUUGUGAAUCAUUUCCAGCCACACUCAAUUAAGAAGUAAAUAUAAAAUAAUGUCAUUAGUAAUAUUGUAUAGGUGAAUAAAUGUGUAAAAUCUAAUUAAAAUGCAGUUCUUGUUUAC